AUGAAACUCACCAAUCUAUCUUUAGCCGCUUUGGCCAUAUUAAUUUCUGUAUCCAAUGCAGCACCUGCCUUUUCAAGUUGCGAGAUUGAAGGACACCAUAAGCACAAGCGCAAUAUACAGUACGCUUACGUUACAGUGACUGUUGACCAAAAUGGUGAUCAAAUAAGCUCUAGUGCCAGCAGCAGUCUUGAAGCAGAGGCAACAUCGCUCGAUACUAGUGAAACUGAGACCGAUAGUUCAACGACAACUUCUACCUCUGAACCGACAUCUGGGUCUGGAGAUUCACAAUCUUACCCAACUGGCGAUUUGAAGGCAUAUGAAGACCCAACUGAGAAGUUCGAAGAUGGAAAGUAUUCUUGCUCAGAUUUUCCUUCUGGUCAAGGAGUGAUUAGUUUGGAUCAUUUGGGUUUUGGUGGCUGGUCAGGUAUAGAAAAUUCAGAUGGGUCGACAGGAGGAACUUGUAAGGAAGGCUCAUACUGCUCAUAUGCCUGUCAAUCAGGUAUGUCUAAAACACAAUGGCCAAGCGACCAACCAGAAAGUGGCGUCUCUAUAGGGGGAUUAUUAUGUAAAAAUGGUAAGUUAUACAAGUCAAGCAAAAGUACUGGUUAUCUUUGUGAGUGGGGAGUAAAUUCUGCCAGCGUCGUCAGCGAACUCUCAAAGUCCGUUGCCAUUUGCCGUACAGACUAUCCGGGGACUGAAAAUAUGGUUAUACCAACUGUAGUUAAUGGAGGUGAAUCGUCGACAAUAACGGUGGUGGACCUGGACUCAUACUAUAAAUGGCAAGGAAAGUCAACCUCUGCUCAGUAUUACGUUAACAAUGCUGGCGUUGAUUGGACUGAAGGAUGUGUAUGGGGUACUGCAGGAUCUAAUAUUGGUAACUGGGCUCCUUUAAACUUCGGUACAGGAAGUUCGAGUAAUGUUUCUUAUUUAUCUUUAAUACCUAAUCCUAAUAAUCGGGACUCGCUAAACUUCAAGGUAAAAAUUGAAGCUGUGGGUGAUGCUACAGUGAGUGGAUCAUGUGAAUAUGCAAAUGGCAAGUUUAAUGGCGAUGGAACUGAUGGCUGCACUGUUGGAGUAACCUCAGGUCAAGCCAAAUUCGUUCUUUACAAUUGA
Molecule: messenger RNA, 1113 nt
Organism: Priceomyces carsonii
Lineage: Eukaryota; Fungi; Ascomycota; Pichiomycetes; Serinales; Debaryomycetaceae
Gene: SUN41
Product: putative glucosidase
Exons: 1
Coding region: 1-1113 (370 amino acids)
Biological process (GO): fungal-type cell wall organization
Cellular component (GO): fungal-type cell wall; cell surface
Source: RefSeq, a predicted model, not a curated record